This is a messenger RNA of Lathyrus oleraceus (garden pea), 920 nucleotides long. RefSeq lists its product as uncharacterized. The record is from RefSeq and is a predicted model, not a curated record. NCBI's taxonomy places the organism in Eukaryota, Viridiplantae, Streptophyta, Magnoliopsida, Fabales, Fabaceae. Bases 123 to 668 code for a protein of 181 amino acids. The transcript has 6 exons.
AAUCGAACUUAAUGACCCACGCGCUUGACUUAAUAUAGAAGAAGGAGAAGACUGUAGGGGUGACCGAUUUCCCCAAUUCGAGGCAAACCCUCGUUCCGAAAUCGCGACACCGCGCUUAUCUCAUGGCGGCCUCUUCUUCCUCUCUCUCUUCCGAUUCUUCCUCUCACCGUCGCAGGCGUCACCACCGUAAUCGCCGAGACCGCGACAAGGACUCCCUUAAGAUCCGAAAAAAAACCAAGUCUCACUCCCACACCAAACGACGUCGCAAGCAUCAUCGCUACUCUUCCGAUUCUGAUUCAUAUUCUUCAUCCCCCCUCUCUGAUUACUCCAGAAGUGAGAGUUCUUCUGAUAGUGAGCAUGAAACAUCUCAUCGUACAAAGAAGCACAAAAAGAGUGACAAACCUAAGAAGAAUAAGGAAAAGGAGCGAAGUAAAAGUCAUCGCCAUAAGAGACAGAAGCACAACCUAAAAGAGAAGCAGAGUGGUGAAAGGAGCAGCAGCCCUGUUCAGCUUUCAAAGUUUUUAGGGCGCAACAAAGAUGAUGGUGUCCGUCGUAGUGCUGUAUCUGGCAAGAAGAUUCUUCUCAAACUGGAUAAAACAAAGGAAGAUAAGGAGGCGGAGAGCAAGAGAAAUGAACUGCUAAAUUUUUUGAAUGCUAGUUUUGAUUAGCAUUGAGAAGGUAUAGAUUUGUUAGAGGGCACAAAAAAGUCAGCAAAGAACCAAUUCUACCAUUACGUCGGGAUGGGGUGUGGUUAAAUUAAAUUGUGUUUGUAACUGAAUGACUGCGAUUGAGUUUGUGGAUUCUUCUUUCAUGGAUUUGGUGAUGAGCUUUUGGAGGAUGACAACGUUUUAUAUGAAUCAAUGAUGUUAUAAUGUUGAAUCAAAAACUAUUUCUAUCCAUAUCAAGAUAUUUUUGAAAUA